AAGAUCCAAACCCGCCUUCUCCCGAAGGUACGGAAGCCGAGACCGCUACAUUAAAACGUCGUUUAUUAGUGCAUUUUUCGCGUGUAGCCGAAUCAAUGAAUAAGUAGAGCAACAUUUACUUAUGACUGCACGGUCUGCUCACCCGGAAUACAACGCGUCGGAGCAGCACCGGAAGUCACGGAGGCUACCCCUCUCGCUCCGCCGUAUACUUUUAUUCUUUGUACGCGUGAGGCGGACGUCGGCUUUUGGAGGACAGGUAAUGCGCCGAGGUUAUCCACGGCAUCGGUUCAUCCGAAUCAAAUCAUGUAUUACUGGACCACAUUCACCCGAGACACGGACUUCACCAUUCAGCCCUACAUAUGAUUAUAUGUUGGUAGGACAGACAGACUCAACCAAAACAUGUCAGGGUUGAAACAUCACAUGUCGCUGCCUCUGUCGGUGGGCGUCCUGUUGGUGGGCCUCCCGUACUCCAUCUCUCUAGCGGCCCAGUGGCUUUAUGGCUGGCCCAACAAGCCCGGAUACAAGAAGUACAUAGAAGCUCUGAAACCACGACGAAUAUACUGUUUGACCAGAGCUGUGCUGGAGACUCUCAAAUAUCUGCAAUAUGGGAGACUUUACUUUCAGUGGAAGUCGUGGUACAAGAAUGAGGAUAACCGCAAGCACUAUGAGAAGGGCAUCACAUUCGGCCGCCGAAGCAACAAGCUGGACUUAUACCACCCUCCGAAUGUGGAUCGGUCCAAAGAGGCGCCCGCACCGCUGGUGGUGUUCAUCUACGGAGGAGCAUGGGGCUCCGGGGACCGAUCCAUUUACUGUCUGCUGGCGAGGCAGAUGGCCGAAGAACUGAGCGCAACUGUCAUUUGUCCGGAUUACUGCGUCUAUCCAAAGACGAAUGUUUUGGGCAUGGUCCAGGAUAUUGCUGACUGCUUGGUCUGGGCCCAAGAGAGUGGACAGAAGUUCAACUUUGACAAAGACAACAUAGUAUUAAUUGGCCAUUCGGCGGGUGCUCACUUGUGCGCACUGACCGCGCUGUUUCUCAUCGAUGCAAGAGAGGAGCUUUUCAUCGAGGCAAGCAAGCAGAGGGAUGUUAUCGUGGCAAUAAGAGGAGUCAUCGGUCUGAGUGGCGUGUACGACAUCAUGGACCAUUAUGAGCACGAGCAGAAGAGAGCAGUGGAGUACGUGUCCACCAUGCAUAAAGCCAUGAACGGAGUGGAGAACUUCCCAUACUACUCACCGACACACUCACUGAAGCAGCUGAGCCGGGAGAAGCUGGACAGAGUGCCUCCUUUCGUUUUGCUCCACGGGACCGAUGACAUCAUCGUGCCCGCCGAGUCGUCCGCGAAGUUCUCCGACCUCCUCACCUCGCUGUCCGUGAAGGUGUCGCUCUACCUGCUCCCCAGGGUCGACCACACCGAGAUCGUCACCGACCUCAUGGUGCCGGGCCGCCGCUUCUACCACCCCAUCUACAGCUGCAUCCAGCAGGAGUACAGGAAGCUGCUGGGGGCCUGCUGACAACACGUCAGAUCAUCCAUUUUUCACUAGUGUUUACUGGUUGUGCCAUACACUUACUUUAUUUAUAUCGCCUGCUCUUCAUAACUCAACAUGAAUCAUACGUAGCCUUGAUUUUUUUUUUACUCGAUUGGGAUGACAUUAUCAUGAGUUAUGUUUUUUUAAUUCGAUUAUAAUUUAGUAAAUAUGAGAGUUUGCGUCUGAUUGACUUUUGAAUCGACGCUCUUGAGAAAGAACAUUCCUUGCGGACCGCGGUCUGGCUGACAUCACGCUCAUAUUGUCUUGGAGAUGUCAGCCAGUUUGAAGAGAACUGAAAUGAAUUCUUAACAGUAUUAUGAAAGAACACCGUGAAGCGUACUAAUACAUAAUGCUAAAAGAGGAGUACAGUUACGACAUGUCUUAAUGACACUGCAAACAUUUUUUAUUAUGUUUUUAUGAAAUGAAAUUGUAAUAUAUUUUCUUGACUAACUAUUUAUUCAUAUUAGACAUUUGUUCUGUCUUUAUGAAUUGACUACAAAUCUCUCGCGAUACUAUAUAUUAUACUUAUAUUUGUUUGCCAAGCAGCAGCACUUACAGUAAGCCAAUAUAAACAAUUACAAACAAAUUA
Cyclopterus lumpus (lumpfish) is the source of this 2113-nucleotide messenger RNA. RefSeq lists its product as uncharacterized. Lineage: Eukaryota; Metazoa; Chordata; Actinopteri; Perciformes; Cyclopteridae. Bases 400 to 1509 code for a protein of 369 amino acids. The transcript has 9 exons. The record is from RefSeq and is a predicted model, not a curated record.